AUGUCCUACAAAAAGUUUGUGUACUUUAUUAACCUUUUCUUUCUACUAGGUGCUACAUUGUUGACAUUUUUUUUAAUACUAGCCGGUGGUAGAAACACAGGAGUAUUGAAGAACUUUUAUUGGUUUCAGGCAUCCACUUCGGGUUUUAACUCGGCGCCUUCCGUGACCAGAUGGUAUAAUUAUAACUGGUGUGGCUGGGAGAGUCGCGGCUUGGCCGUAAAUUGCUCUUCUAAAAUGGCGGCUCAGCCGUUCUCGCCCAGGGACAACUUUGGUAGUUCUCCUCUCAUGCCCGCAAGUUUUUUAAACAACAGAAAUACUUAUUACUACCUUUCAAGAGUAGGCUGGGCGAUGCUCUUGAUCGCGCUCUUUUUCUUAUUGAUCACGCUAGCCUCAGUCACCACCAGUGUGAUCAGAUACACAAGACGCACUGCAUCUGUGGCGACUGCUACGAGCUGGAUUACUCUUUUUUUCAUGACCCUUUCCGCUUGUCUCUAUACAGGGUGUUACGCCAAGGCAGUGAAGGCAUUCCACCACGAAAAUCGCGAUGCUAGACUAGGUCCCAAAAACUUUGGGCUCAUUUGGACUACAGUUUUUCUGUUAAUAGUGAACGCAAUUUGCUCUACUGCCAUGGUAGUUAUACACAAAAGAAACGAGUACGUCUACGACCGCAGUUUUGUCUCUACCAAGACGACAGACUCACAGACUUUGACCCCUGUGCCAACAAACGAAGGACUGCCUUCCUCUGUUCCUGUAACAACCGUUCAACAGCCCCAACUACAUAGUAGUGGCAAGUUCUUCAAGAAAUUGAGGGCAAAGAAGAGAACCGUCACCAACGCAGGCGAUGAACCGAACCAGAUACAAGAAGAACGUAUCUACACUGAACAGAACGUCCCUGUCGUAUCUUAG
Molecule: messenger RNA, 906 nt
Organism: Saccharomyces mikatae IFO 1815
Lineage: Eukaryota; Fungi; Ascomycota; Saccharomycetes; Saccharomycetales; Saccharomycetaceae
Exons: 1
Coding region: 1-906 (301 amino acids)
Biological process (GO): fungal-type cell wall organization; endocytosis; cortical actin cytoskeleton organization
Cellular component (GO): plasma membrane; membrane raft; cell cortex
Source: RefSeq, a predicted model, not a curated record